AUGCUCGCCUUCGUGCUGGUGUCCGGCUCGCUGUGGAUCCUUUUGGAGCUGAGUUCGACGCUGAUGGAGAAGAUGCAGGCCCGGGAGAUGCUAAGCGGCCUGAGGGUGCCCAACAUGGACUUCUUCAGCUCGUCGCCCACUUCCGCCUUGGUGGGCAUCGGUGCCCUCACCGCCCUACUGGCCUACUGGCUAGCCACCAGGCCUCGACCCAUCAAACCCCCGUGCAGCCUCCAGCACCAGUCUGAGGAGGUGCCGCAUGAAGAUGGGGGUCGCAGGUCCAUGAUGGGAGACAGUUCUAAGCUACUGACUCAUUACCACGACGACGCUAGGACAAUGUACGAGGUCUUCCAACGAGGCCUCCAUAUAUCAGGUGAUGGGCCUUGCUUGGGCUCACGUCUUCCCAAUCAGCCUUAUAAGUGGAUGUCCUAUAAAGAGGUGACGUCCCGGGCCGAGCAUCUGGGAUCGGGCCUUUUGCACCAGGGCUGCAAGGCCAGACCGGACCAAUUCAUUGGGGUCUUUGCUCAGAACCGGCCCGAGUGGAUAAUCGCGGAGCUGGCCUGCUACACAUACUCCAUGGUGGUGGUGCCCCUGUAUGACACACUAGGUCCUGAUGCCAUACGCUUCAUCAUCAACACUGCCGAGAUUUCUACGGUUAUCUGCGACAAGGUGGACAAGGCGCAAGUGUUGCUGACUAAUGUGGAACGCGCAGAGACACCACCAUUGCGCCGUAUCGUCCUCAUGGAUGCCCUAGAUGUCGCGCUUGUGGAGCGCGGACGUGGUUGCGGUGUCCACGUGCAGGCCAUGCAGGAAGUGGAGGCGCUGGGCAGAGAUAACCAUCGAAAACCUUUACCGCCCUCACCACAGGACCUUUCUAUUGUAUGCUUCACCAGUGGGACUACAGGAAACCCAAAGGGAGUGAUGCUCACCCACGGAAACGUGGUGGCUGAUUUCUCUGGCUUCCUCAAAGUGACCGAUAAAGUAAUUUUUCCCAACCAGGACGAUUGCCUCAUUUCCUUCCUGCCGCUGGCUCACAUGUUCGAGAGGCUGAUUGAGUCGGUGGUUUAUUGUCACGGGGGGCGCAUCGGCUUCUACCAGGGCGACAUCCGCUUGCUCCCAGACGACAUGAAGGCCCUUCGACCCACCAUUUUCCCUGUGGUUCCCCGCUUGCUCAAUCGCAUGUAUGACAAGAUCUUCAGCCAGGCCAACACCCCGUUGAAGCGCUGGCUUCUCAAUUUUGCUGCUAAAAGAAAAAGCGCUGAGGUCAGUUACGGCAUCAUUCGCAGCGACAGUGUUUGGGAUAAAAUCUUCUUCAGCAAAAUUCAGGCCAGCCUGGGUGGGAGGCUACGGAUGAUCAUAACGGGGGCAGCCCCAACUUCGCCCAGUGUGCUGGGGUUCCUCAGAGCAGCUUUAGGAUGCCAGGUGUACGAGGCGUACGGGCAGACGGAGUGCACUGCUGGAUGCACCUUCACCACACCCGGCGACUGGACACCAGGUCACGUGGGCGCACCGCUGCCGUGCAACCUCAUCAAACUGGUGGAUGUUCCAGAAAAAAACUACUUUGCUGCCAAGGGAGAGGGAGAGGUUUGCGUUAAGGGACCGAACGUGUUCAAGGGCUACCUCAAAGAUCCCGAGCGGACCGCCGAGACACUGGACCCGGACGGCUGGCUCCACACCGGCGACAUCGGCAAAUGGCUCCCCAAUGGUACGCUGAAGAUUGUGGACCGAAAGAAGCACAUCUUCAAGCUGGCUCAGGGCGAGUACAUCUCCCCUGAGAAGAUAGAGAAUAUCUACAUCCGGAGCGAGCCCGUGGCUCAACUCUAUGUGCACGGAGACAGCCUCCAGUCCUGUCUGGUUGGGAUUGUCGUACCAGACCCAGAAGUCAUGCCAUCCUGGGCCAAGAAGAAAGGGAUCUUAGGCACCUACAAGGACCUUUGUAAAAACACAGAACUUAAAAAGGCCAUCCUCGAGGAUCUGGUACGUCUAGGCAAGGCCAGUUCUCUGCACUCAUUUGAGCAGGUGAAGAACAUUUACAUCCACAGCGAGAUGUUCUCUAUCCAGAAUGGCCUGCUUACACCCACCUUGAAGGCCAAGCGGCCUGAGUUGCGGGAAUUCUUCAAAGAGAAGAUCGAGCAGCUCUACAGCACUAUCUCCAUGUGA
Nerophis lumbriciformis (worm pipefish) is the source of this 2157-nucleotide messenger RNA. The record is from RefSeq and is a predicted model, not a curated record. NCBI's taxonomy places the organism in Eukaryota, Metazoa, Chordata, Actinopteri, Syngnathiformes, Syngnathidae.